ACCACAGAGGUAGCUCAUGGCUUCACCUUCAAGUUCCAGGCUUCUAGCUCAAGCUCCGUCACGUAUCAGGAAAUUAGAACAAAAUCAAUUUUAAGGUUUGAUCGACUGAUUUUCUCUUUGGAGUUUCAAGUAUGGGAUUCAGAUUUCACAAUCUCAAUUCCCUACAUAAAAGGCUUGCUUUGCACAUACACAAGCACAAGCACAAGAACCCUCCUCAUCCUAAUCGCGCAGUAGCCCAAGAAUUCCUCACUUCCCAUCUCCAAGGCCCUUCUUUCGUUCUCUCUCAAAAUCCCAUUUACUCAAUCCCCAGAAGAUGGCAUUUAGGUCAUUCGCACCACCACCAUGAUGAUGAGCACCAGCACCAGCACCGUGGCUCUGGCGAAGAGGGCGAGAAGAUCUUCAGGCUGGGAUUGGCAGCUGAUAUUGGACUGGCUACUGGCAAAGCAUUGACUGGUUACUUAACUGGAAGCACUGCCAUCAUUGCUGAUGCAGCCCAUUCAGUCUCCGACGUGGUUCUUAGCAGCAUCGCUUUAUGGUCAUUUACAGCUGCAAAGGCUCCCAAAGACAAAGAACACCCAUAUGGACAUGGUAAAUUUGAGACUCUUGGAGCACUUGGAAUCUCUUGUAUGCUGUUGGCAACUGCUGGUGGCAUUGCUUGGCAUGCUUUGGAUCUUUUGCUGGGAUUGUUUUCAGCGGAUCCUGCUAUAGUUAGUCAGUCAUUGACUGAUCAUGUACAUAAUCAUCAUCAUCAUCAUCGUGGACAUCACCAUGGAGUUGACAUGGAGCACCCUGCUCUAGCUUUGAGCAUGACUGUUUUCUCGAUAUUUGUUAAAGAAGGGCUUUAUUGGAUCACAAAACGGGCAGGAGAAAGGCAAGGUAGUGGACUGAUGAAAGCAAAUGCAUGGCAUCAUCGUGCAGAUGCCGUUUCGUCAGUAGUUGCUCUCAUUGGAGUUGGAGGUUCAAUCCUAGGAGUGAAAUUUCUAGAUCCACUUGCUGGACUACUCGUCUCAGGCAUGAUCCUAAAAGCGGGACUUGAAACUGGGCAUCAGAGUGUCUUGGAACUGGUGGAUGCGGCAAUCCCAGCAAAGCAUUUGGAUCCUAUUAAACAGACAAUUGUACAAGUUGAGGGUGUGAAGGGAUGUCAUCGCUUGAGGGGAAGGAGGGCUGGUUCAACUCUAUACCUUGAUGUACAUAUUGAGGUUGAUCCGUUCUGUAGUGUUAGUGCUGCACAUGACAUUGGAGAAAAUGUUCGUUAUCAGAUUCACAAAUCCCAUCCUGAAGUCUCUGAGGUUUUCAUACACAUAGAUCCUUCAAUUCAACAAAUUUGCCCCAGUGUAGAUCAGCAAGAAAUUCUCAAGGGAAUUGCAUGCCAGAAAUUUUCUCCUGGUGAGGAUAAGGACAUUGAGGCAGCUGUUUCUCGAAUCAUCACAUCUAAGUAUGCAGAGAAAAUGGUUGUUGAGCGCAUAACGCAUCACUUGUUGCGGGGCAAGAUGUUACUCCAAAUUGAGGUUUCCAUGCCUGCGGACAUCCUGAUUCGAGAUGCAGUGGAGGUGGCAAAAGAAGCUGAGGAAGAGAUUUUGAAGGCGGCGACCAAUCUAAUUCAUGUUAGCAUUCAGCUACGUCUGGGAAGUCCAAUUCCACAAUUCAACCAUGACUAAAACACGGCAGAUAGAAAAGAAGGAUUUGUGAGAAAUACUAUUUCCAAUGGCAAUAAUAAGAUCUUAUUAUUGUUUUAGGUUCUUAAUCAUUUUGCAUAUAUUACAAUAGAGAAUAAUAGAUUAACCCCUGGCAGACGGGAGAAGAAAUGAUAGGAUAGGAUACAUUAACAUUUGCUUUGUUGUUAAUGUAAUCUUUUAAUGUCAUUGACAUCGAAGAAAGUUAUCAACCCUGACAUUCGUUUCUGUAA
Messenger RNA from Prunus mume (Japanese apricot), 1906 nucleotides. RefSeq names its product Cation efflux family protein. Gene Ontology annotation, biological process: monoatomic cation transport; transmembrane transport. Gene Ontology annotation, cellular component: membrane. The record is from RefSeq and is a predicted model, not a curated record. Gene Ontology annotation, molecular function: monoatomic cation transmembrane transporter activity. Lineage: Eukaryota; Viridiplantae; Streptophyta; Magnoliopsida; Rosales; Rosaceae.